Molecule: messenger RNA, 2511 nt
Organism: Mus pahari (shrew mouse)
Lineage: Eukaryota; Metazoa; Chordata; Mammalia; Rodentia; Muridae
Gene: P2ry13
Product: purinergic receptor P2Y13
Exons: 2
Coding region: 62-1075 (337 amino acids)
Biological process (GO): negative regulation of adenylate cyclase activity; G protein-coupled receptor signaling pathway
Cellular component (GO): membrane
Molecular function (GO): G protein-coupled purinergic nucleotide receptor activity
Source: RefSeq, a predicted model, not a curated record
CGUGGGUUGAGCUAAUAACUGCCACAACUCAUACAGCUGAGUGUCUUCCCAAACAAAGCUGAUGCUCGGGACAGUCAACACCACUGGGAUGCAGGGCUUCAACAAGUCUGAGCGGUGCCCCAGGGACACUAGGAUGACGCAGCUGCUGUUCCCGGCGCUCUAUACUGUGGUCUUCCUGGCAGGCAUCCUGCUGAACUCCGUGGCCCUCUGGGUGUUCGUCCACAUCCCCAGCAACUCCACCUUUAUCGUCUACCUCAAGAACACUCUGGUGGCAGACUUGAUCAUGGCACUAAUGCUGCCUUUCAAAAUCCUUUCUGACUCACACCUCGCGCCCUGGCAGCUCCGAGGAUUUGUGUGCACUUUCUCCUCGGUGGUCUUCUAUGAGACGAUGUAUGUAGGUAUCAUGAUGCUAGGCCUCAUCGCUUUCGACAGGUUCCUCAAGAUCAUCAUACCGUUUAGGAAAACUUUUGUGAAAAAGACAGCUUUUGCGAAAACAGUCUCCAUUUCUGUCUGGUCCCUGAUGUUCUUCAUCUCCCUGCCAAACAUGAUCUUGAACAAGGAGGCAACGCCAUCAUCCGUGAAGAAGUGUGCAUCUUUAAAGAGUCCCCUGGGGCUGCUGUGGCAUCGGGUGGUCAGUCACACGUGCCAGUUCAUUUUCUGGGCUGUGUUUAUUCUGAUGCUUCUGUUUUAUGUGGUGAUUGCCAAAAAGGUAUACAAUUCCUACAGGAAGUUUAAGAGUAAAGACAGCAAGCACAAGCGGCUGGAGGUGAAGGUAUUUAUCAUCAUGGCUGUCUUCUUUGUCUGCUUUGCCCCACUGCAUUUUGUCAGAAUACCAUACACCUACAGUCAAACCACCAAUAAGACGGACUGUAGAUUAGAAAACCAGCUGUUCAUUGCUAAAGAAGCGACUCUCUUUCUGGCAACAACUAACAUUUGUAUGGACCCCUUAAUAUACAUAAUUUUAUGUAAGAAGUUCACACAAAAGGUACCAUGUAUAAGGUGGGGAAGGGCAAGGACAGCAGGGUCAAGUGAAGAGCACCACAGUAGUCAGACAGACAACAUCACCCUAGCCUGACCCCCGGUGCCCCACGGGUUAAUUUCAUGCGUGGCCUCAUGUCUAUUAAUGGAUGGGACUUCAAAAGAUCACUUAUGUGGAGACUUCAUUUAAGCAUUACAGGAAAAAAAGAUUCCACUUAAGCAGUUCCCUACAUUUUAUUAUUCUAGAGUCUGGAAAAUUUAUGCCCAUUUUAACCACAUAGAUGUAUUUAUAAGCGGGAUAAGUUAACAAUAACAUGUAAUACAGCAAAUGGCCACUAGAUGUCACCUUUUCGAGAGCAUUCAUGUAAUAUGGAAAAGGUUAAUGGGAAACAGGUUUGCCUGAAAAACCUUCCUUCUAGUUACCACACACGUAAUUCCUAAAACACCAGGCUGGCUUUUACAGCCUUCAGAAUGCUGACACUUGUGGACAAAAACCAACCAACUUGCAUGUCCAGUGCCUGUGUGGGAAGGCUAAGGUGGGGGCUCAAAGAGAUGCAGUCUGAGGUGCCGAAGUGAGUUGGUCAAAAUAACCCCAGGAGUCUCAAAAGAUUUUCUCCUCACAAGUGCAAAGGGCUGCUCCUACAUCUAAACAGGGCACCAGAAGAGAGGCAGCUGCGACAGGCAACGCCAGUUCUCAGCCAUGCGCAAUCUGAGAGCGGGGCAGCGGUGUUUAGUCAGCAAAACCUUCCCGGUCAACAGCAUCUGCACCCUGUUGGAGAAUAACUAUUUCCCUCACUGUUUAUCUAUAAUAAUAGGGUCCCUGAUACACACUGUCUUAUAUUAAUUGCUUUAAUUCUUGACCACAUUUCCCAAAAACAGGAUUAGUAAAAAUGACAGCUAAAUCACACAUUUUUAUUAUUUCCCAAAAAUUUCUCCCCGGACCCUCCCCCCCCCCAAAAAAAGAAAUGGACUGCAGAUAUCCUAGACAGGAUGCUCUACACUAUCCUUAGUGCAUGUAAGCAAUGGAAUGGUUGGCCGGUGAUUAGUAACAUCCAUGAGGAAAGAUUUUUUUUUCAAAGCCUGAUUCAUUUUAUUUGGGCUCAUCUACUUCCCUGGAUCUCUUUAUGGGUUUAAGAAAAUUAAAGUAUGUGGCUGGUGAUGCUGGCUUUUCUAGAGAACAUGACGAUUCUCCCCCUAACCGCGCCUGUAAUAUGAAAUCCUGGCUUCUCUCUUUUCCAUAGCCUCAGAAGCCACAGAGGCAAGAGAACUUCCUUGUUUUCCUGGAAUCAUUUGCUAAUCUUGACCUUUACAGACUCCAUUUGCACAUUUGGUCCAUGCUGCAUUGUACAUAGAACCUUCCAUCUGAUACACUUUAUAAGUUCCUAUCAAUUAGUGACACCCGAAGUUGCUGUCCCUUACUCCAGGUAACCUCACCUGCCCAACCUCCCCCGAUUCCUCCAGCCCAGUCAUUUCCUCAUCUGUGUGACAUCAUUCCUCAUCUACUUAUCACAUUGAUUUAUAAUAAUUCGCUAA